Molecule: messenger RNA, 2630 nt
Organism: Drosophila pseudoobscura
Lineage: Eukaryota; Metazoa; Arthropoda; Insecta; Diptera; Drosophilidae
Gene: bumpel
Product: brother of rumpel
Exons: 8
Coding region: 729-2498 (589 amino acids)
Biological process (GO): transmembrane transport; sodium ion transport
Cellular component (GO): membrane
Molecular function (GO): symporter activity
Source: RefSeq, a predicted model, not a curated record
CCAAUGACCAGACCGCCCCCGACAUAGAGCGUAGACCAUAGACCGUAGCGUAGAGCAGAGCGUAGUAAUAUUUCCGAAAGUGGCAAGUGGCAAUAAUUGUUUUACAGACGGAUAGAUAUGACGUUGAAGGGCGAUGCCAGCGACGCUCGUUGUCAUCUCUGAUUCGGCCGAGUGUUGAGUCGCCGUCGUCGGGUCCUGGAUGGUUUUUUCAAGAUCAGUUCUUCCGAGUGUGUUCUGUGACAUAAUUGUUUACAAGGCGACUCUCCCGCCGCUCUACGUCAUUGUGGGAUCUCUGCGAGAUCUUAAUUCGUGAAGAUUAUGUCAAUUCGCGGUGUCUGCUGGGACCACUGUUUGAUGUUGACGUUUUCCCGGAAUCACAGCGCUUUUCUCUAAGGUCGGGUCGGGUCCGUGAUUCAACUGGAGACAGAAGUGUCGUAAUUCUCGCACUCGCCGGUUUAGCUUCGACCCAUGUGCGCACGGAUUUGGUGUGGGUGCUGGUGCGGCUGUGACUGUGUCCAAAAACUAAAUUGCUCGACAAUUGAUAAUUGAGCGAAAUUGAAUUGAAUCACAGCCAGAGGAGCGAGCGAGCAUUAGCCCAGUGCAUUAGAUGGGCUUGAGCUUAGUGAAUCGGAGACAGACCUAGGCAUUGGAUCGCUGGCACCGCUGGAUAUAUUCUCCUCCUUCUUCUACCUCGUUCCUCGUUAGUUAGCAACCAGUCGGACGCAAACAUGCACAACAUUGAGCAGAUCCUGGUCGAGCUGCAGCGCUUCUCGUGGCCCGACUAUGUGGCAUUUGUGGCCAUGUUCCUGCUCUGCAUCUGCAUUGGCAUCUACUUUGGGUUCAUGAACAAGUCCGUCUCCGAGGCCGACUACAUGCUCGGCGGCCGCAAGAUGCUGGUGAUUCCGAUCGCCUUCUCCCUGGUCGCCAGCUUCAUAUCGGGCAUCACGCUCCUGGGACUCCCCACCGAGGUUUAUUCCUACGGCGUGCAGUACCUCUACGUGGCCUUUGGCGUAGUGGGCAUGGGCAUUGUGAUGGGCGUAUUCUAUCUGCCGGUUUUCCACGAUCUGAACAUAACAUCCACCUACGAGUAUCUGGAGGUUCGCUUCGAUCGCCGCCUGCGCCUGUAUGGAUCCAUUAUGUUUGCGGUUAUGAAUGUGGCCUAUCUGCCCAUCGUGAUAUAUGUGCCGGCGCUGGCCUUCAACCAGGUAACUGGCAUUGGAGUGCACACGAUCACGCCGAUUGUGUGCAUCAUUUGUGUGUUCUACACGAGCCUCGGCGGUCUCAAGGCGGUGGUUUGGACGGACGUUGUGCAGGCGGUCUCCAUGCUGGGAGCCCUCUGCUUGGUCGCCAUCAAGGGUAGCAUGGACAUUGGCGGGGUUAGCGUUGUCCUGGAGCGUGCCUGGAACUCGGAUCGUCUGGAGGCGCCAGAGCUCAGCAUAGAUCCCACAGUCCGUCACACGUUCUGGUGCCUGUUCUUCGGAGGAAUAGUCUACUGGACGCAGACGAAUGCCGUCUCCCAGAACAUGAUCCAGAGAUACCUCGCACUGCCCACACUCGCGGACGCCCGCAAGGCUCUGUUCAUCUUCUGCGUGGGAGUCCUCAUCCUGAUGGCCUUGUGCGGCUACAAUGGACUGCUUAUCUAUGCCACCUACCAAAACUGUGAUCCCCUCACUACCAAGCUGGCAAAGGCUCGAGAUCAGCUUUUGCCCCUCUUCGUGAUGGACACGCUGGGCGAAAUGCCCGGUAUGACGGGCCUCUUCAUAGCCGGCGUCUUCAGUGCUGCCCUGAGCUCCCUCUCCACCUGUCUGAACUCCAUGUCGGCGGUGGUGUUGGAGGACUUUGUGAAGCCAUAUGUGAAGCAGCCCCUCUCCAGUUCGUCGAUCAACUGGAUCAUGCGGCUGGUGGUCGUCGGUGUGGGAGCCCUCUGUGUGUGCCUCGUUUAUGUGGUGGAGCAUAUGGGCACGGUCCUGCAGCUGACUAUGAGUCUGGAGGCCAUCACCAAUGGCCCCUUGUUUGGCAUCUUCACCAUUGGCCUGUUUCUCCCUUGGAUCAAUGGGAAUAGUGCUCUUUUGGGCGGAAUCAUGGGUGUCAUAGCCAUGUCCUGGGUAAGCCUGAAUGCCCAGUGGGCCAUCGCCUCGGGAGCCAUCAGUUACAACACGAAGCCGCUCAAUAUUGAGCAAUGCGACUACAGAUUCAAUGUCACCACGAGUGCCGCCAACAGCACCAUACAUCUGGCAGGCUCAGCCUCAGAGGAUAUCUUCCCAUUGUACCGCAUCUCGUACAUGUGGUACACGACCUUUGGCGCUUCGAUUACCAUUAUUGUGGCGCUGCUCGGUUCCUUGGCGUUUGGCAGAAACAAUCCCAACAAAGUCGAUCCCGUACUGCUGACCCCCUGUAUACGAAGGUUCUUCAGCUUUGGCUCCAACAAACCCAUGGAUGCCUACAAACCCGACAUUCCACUACAGCACAAGCUCCGAAACGACGAGGUGGCUCUCUAAAGAAUCGAACGACACUCCACUCCACGGAGUUCCUUUCAACACAGCAUCCAAUUGUAGAUAAUUCAUUAUUAAACAAAUUUUUUAACUAUUUACUGCUUGCGCGUAGAAAAAAUACAACUGUGUUUAAUCCAA